Agrilus planipennis (emerald ash borer) is the source of this 2101-nucleotide messenger RNA. Its product is annotated as protein prune homolog 2. Gene Ontology annotation, cellular component: cytoplasm. The coding region runs from base 596 to 1921 and encodes 441 amino acids. The transcript is spliced from 5 exons. The record is from RefSeq and is a predicted model, not a curated record. NCBI's taxonomy places the organism in Eukaryota, Metazoa, Arthropoda, Insecta, Coleoptera, Buprestidae.
GUGUGGAAUAUGUUUUUUCAACCACGUCUAUUUGAAACCAUCACCUUCUUCUCUAAAACUAUCCUAAACUAAUCGAACUCUCAAUUUUUUUUUUUUUUAACAAAGCGUUUGAAGGUAUUUGUAUGAAUUUCCCUGCCACAUCGUACUUUUCAGAAGAAGAUGGUGCCACCCUUUGACGAUUGUAUGUAAUAGAAUAUCCCUAUGUUCGGUUUUUAACUCGCUGCUAGUGUAGAGUACACUGUCUUGUCACUGUAUGUAACCCUUGUUAACUUCAAUAUCUGUUGUAUUAAAAAUAAUUAAAUCUAUGAAUUAAAUUGUAUUGUUGUAUCCUGACAUGACGAUCCUGACAUCGUAAAUUUUAGUGGGUCGUUGUAGUAUUUAUCCAAUGUUUAUCUGUGUCAUGUCUUGAUUAUUAGCAUAAUAUUGUAAACAAAAUAUAAGCAACAAAAGUGGUGUAAAUAAUAUAGUGAAAUAACGUGAAUAAUCAUUAGAUUAUUUUCAUUUUCAUAAAUUUAUGUAAACCUUUUCUCGUACAAUAUUUUCAGCAUGAUUAAAAUUGGAUUUCUAAUGCCAAAGUGAGAGGAAUAUAUAAAAAAUGGAUUUUUCUAAAACAACUGUUCUUUCAAAUUUUACCGAAGCCCAAUGCACUAAUGAAGAGCUUCUAUCUGAUUCUCAAAAUACUCAGCUUUCUUUAAAUGUAUCUACAGAAAAUAAAAUGGCAAGUGGAGAAGGAAUUAUGAAAUCAGUGUCUGUUUCCAAAAGCGCAAAUGAUUUUCAUCCUUUAAUGUCUCCUACCUCACCCAUUUCACCUGACUUUCCUGACUUGAUACCUGAAAAGUCAAGAAAUAGAAAUGUAAAACAAUUUUUUAAUCCUGAGGUUAGUAGUUCUCCUAAAGAAGGAGCUGAACAUUUGGAAAAUUUGUAUGAAAAUCACUUAAACAUGGACUUGCCAACAUUAGAAGAAUAUUUUGAAAAAAUCCCAGAUUUUCCUGAUAGUCCUUCUGUACUUAAAAAGUCCCUUUUAUUUGAUAUGCCAUGUGAAAUAUCAAACUGUGAUGGCAGUGACACAGAAAAUGAUAAGUCUGUGUACGAAGCACAUUUAAGUGAAAAUUUUCAGAAUGUUGCUCUUAAACUUAAUGAAAAAGAGGGCAAUUUAAAUUUCUUAGCUCACACUACUCGCAGCCACAAGUUGCGCAAAAUUCGCGUCACUCAGUCAGCAGCUAUAGAAAGUGAAGUGUCCAGUAUUGAUAGCGAUCCUGAUAGUUUAAAAUCAGAUGAUAUUUUUAUGGAGCCAGAGGAAAAUAAUACCACCAGUAGAGACAGUGAUACACCUUUCGAGCCUGUUGAGCCACUGAGUGCAGAUGAAGAAAGGUGCCAUGCAAGACAUUGGCAGAGAAUGAUUUUACCUGGAGGUGAACAACGUACUAUUGACAUGAGAGUAAUAGAGCCCUACAAAAGAGUGUUAUCACAUGGAGGGUAUGUUAGGGGUAGUGGAAAUACUGCUAUUGUUGUAUUUUCAGCUUGUUUUCUUCCUGAUAAAUCCCGUAUUGAUUAUGAUUAUGUGAUGGACAAUUUAUUUUUGUAUGUUUUAUGGACUUUAGAGCGUCUAGUCACUGAUGAUUAUGUUAUGGUAUACUUACAUGGGGGUGCAACUCGUCUUCCUGCAUUCAGCUGGUUAAAAAGAUGUUACCAGUUGGUAGGGAGACGUUUAAGAAAAAAUUUAAAUCAUAUGUACAUUACCCAUCCCACAAUUUGGAUAAAAACAAUGCUCUUUAUGGCAAAACCGUUUAUCAGUUCAAAAUUUUAUCGGAAAAUAACUUUUGUUGGAAAUUUAAAAGAAUUGUACAAUAGACUGCCAAUAGAGACCAAUGCUGUACCCGAUAAAGUGAAGGCAUUUGAUAGUCUUCACUGUAGAACAUAAAUAAAAUAAGAAAAAUCAAAAUAUGUGUGAACUGCUUCAUUAGGAUCUCCUAACUUUGGACCAGACCACUAGACAUCGAAUCUGCGUACCUAAAUAAUUGUAAUUAAUAUAAAAAGUGAUGUGUUUUUUUAUGUAACACUUUCAGUAUUCGUCUUGUACAUUCCACGGGAAAAUAUCUUU